Molecule: messenger RNA, 2486 nt
Organism: Trypanosoma cruzi
Lineage: Eukaryota; Euglenozoa; Kinetoplastea; Trypanosomatida; Trypanosomatidae
Product: retrotransposon hot spot (RHS) protein, putative
Exons: 1
Source: RefSeq, a predicted model, not a curated record
AUGUGCCCACGUCCUCUUGUCAAGUGUGUGCGGUGUCGGCGGUUCCACAGGGGUGCUGGACCGUGGCGAGCGGGAUGCGUGGACGAACCCUCCGCGCGCACCACGUUGUUAUUGUUGUUUGCUCUCACCAACACUGUGCUGGGUGGAUGGCACCCACUUUCCGUCGUUGUGGUGGUCCUUUUGCAUGUGGUGUGCAUCGAAUACUGUGUGGAUGACUCUCUUGCUGUGGAUGUUUUUUUUGUUGUGGCUGCCAGUCAUUCCUUUGAUUAUCUUCUUUCUUAUUCUUUUCUCGUUUGUUGGUCAGUGUUCAGCUUUAACUCGAUCCAACCAAGAAAACAAGGGGAAACAAUGCCUGGAAAUCAAGCGUCUGCUGUGCCGCAGGGAGAUGGUCAGAGGAGAGCGAGGUCGGAGUCUGAGGAUGACACAGAUGAACCCGAUGAGACGCGCAGAAGAGCGGAGGAAAUGCAUCGACCGCAGUGGACCAUGAGCAGCACUGUAAAGGACGUCCUGCUGGAGGGAAGCACUAACAGGAGCAACAUGAAAUUGAAUGAUUUUCUUCGGAAUCAUGUUGGCGGCAGGGGCGUUGUGGACACCAAUGAGAACGUCGCUAUGGAGAUGUUUGUUCAGGAUCCGGAUGAUUACGUACAAGACCAGCGGCUUCUUAGAAGAAUUUUUAAUUUAAAUGCGUACCAAGCGCUGAAAAGGGAGCUGAAUGAGAGGAAACUACUAUUGGAGGCUAUUAAUAAACUUCAUUGCGAGUGUGUGAAUUCUCUCUGGCAGUGGAACAGAUAUGAAAGAAAGGAUACGGUCACUUCUCUAGCAAGGACAAAACUAAACGGAGGUCUUUCCCAGGUGCUGACAAGAAAAAGGCGUGAGACGGAACAAAGGCGUUGGGCGGAAGAAAGGAAAAGGCGGUGGCAAAAAGUAGAAUUGACCGUUGCCACCACGAUCAAAGAUGUGCUAUUUAGAGGAAGGGUUCGCGUCAUGGAAAUGCAAUUGAAUGAUUUUCUUGUGAUGGAGUUGGACGGCAUGGGCAUUUUGCCCGCAAAUCAGAAUGUCUUGCUGAAGGAGUUUAUAAAGGAUUCUGCGAGGUAUAUUCGCGGUACGUUUUUACAGCUCGAAAUGCAGACAUCCGAUCGUUACAAGAGGAUGGAGAGGGCUGUGAGGGAGGAAAUGGAUAUGGAGGAAGAUGCAGACGACCUUUGCGAGAAAGGUGUGGACAAUCUACUGAAGUGGUCAUUAGCUGCUGAGGAGGUAAAAAGAAGUGUUCAUGAAGUCACCAAACGUUUAUUGGAUGCAGCCUUCGUUGAAUUGAUGAGCUCAGUGACGAUGAGUGCACCGAUAUACCUGGAGGGAUGCUACGAGUCUGUGUACAAUGCGAGGUGGCAUCAUGUCGUGGAAGUUCCUGGCGGCGAGGGGACGGGAAUGGAGGUGAGGGAGGGUGAACCACCGCACUCAUGGACGUACAAGGCAGUUGGCCGAACUCUCGAAAAGGAUGACGGUGUGCGGCGAUCCGGUGCAGCACUUCUUAGGCAGAUGGUGCUCACCUCGGAGAAGGGAUGGCCGUACUCGUGGCAUACGAUACAGGAUCUUCCUAAGGACGUUUUUGUGAACUGCGAGGUGGAGCGAGCGUGGCAGAUCGUCAAGGGCGAUGUAACCGCGUGGUCCAGCAGUCACCGUGGGACCCACUUUAAGCCUAGGCGGCGUGUGUUGAUUGGGACGCCCGGGAUCGGGAAAUCGAUGGCUGCCGGCUCGUACCUCCUCUACCAGCUGCUGCACUGCGAUGUCGAGCAGCUCCCAAUGGUUGCGUACGUUAUUGGGAGUCAAUCAUUCCUGUUUGACAAGACCACAAAAACGGUGUCAGUGUACAUGGAUGACCCCAGGAUUGAGAAUGUUGUGAACACUUUUUCUUUGCGUGGGGUGAAGGGGUAUAUUAUCUACGAUGCGGAAUUGGCAUUUUUUCUACCGGCUGCUGGUUUGCCUUGCAAGGGAUGGGGCAUGAUUGUGGUGACACCACCAAACAAAAACGAAUAUGAACGGUGGACAAAAAAAAUGGACGCUACUGCAAUCGUAACGAAUUGUCCCGAAGAAAACGAUGUGAGGGCAAUGUGCAUUUGGAUGAAGCGCAAUCGACCCCUGCAGGAGCAAGCGGAGUACUGGAAGGAGGUGAGGGGUCGCAUGAAUAACGUGGGACCAAUUCUCCGCUUCAUAUUUGGCAAACAGGCAUAUGAUGACCGCAUCAAAGCGUGUCAGCAGGCCGUGGAUGGGUCGACCGCCUCGGAAUUAGAGCGUAAUUUGGGUAUUGGCUGCUGUUACUCGUCCAAUGACAGUGACUUGUCUCGAAAGCUUGUGAAGGUUGUCCGAGUACGACGAGGAAACAGCAUUGAGUUGCCUCUGAAUGUAUUGAUAUCUCCCCACCUCGAACGUGAAACUCUGUCCCGGCUGGAGAAUGAAAUGAAGCAGUCCGAUUUUAUUUUUUUGUUCUG